Paramecium sonneborni is the source of this 711-nucleotide messenger RNA. NCBI's taxonomy places the organism in Eukaryota, Ciliophora, Oligohymenophorea, Peniculida, Parameciidae. The record is from the annotation of a GenBank genome assembly.
AUGUUUGCAUAAAGAGAAGUUCUUUAUGGAAGAAAAAACUAUAUGUAUUUAGAUGCGGCUUAUUUUGAUAGAAUGUGGUAUUAUAUUAUGGAAUCUCUAAAUAAUACUAAAUUAUUUACAUCCUAAGAUCCAAAUUUUGAAAAGUAAUUUGAAAUAAUAAUAAUAUUUUAAGAAUGCUUGUGACAAAUAGCUUUUAAGACUUUUAUACCAAAGUUUAACUUAGCGAUUUGUGUGAAUACUUACCAGUAGAUAUAAAAAUUAGAGCAGAAUAGUUAUGUCCAACUAUAAUGAAUUAAAAUAUGAGGCAUGGUUUGAAAGCGAUGUUAAUAUAUAUUUAAAAUUUAAUCGAAACAGAUGUUGCUAUCAAUAAUUUUACUUAUAGAGCUAUACCUACUUAGAAUGAAUUAGAAGGGGCAUUUAUGAUAUCUGAAGUUAUUAAUGUAAUGAAUUCUAAUUUUUAUAAUGAUUUGAUUUAUGUUACAACCAAAUUGGUGGAUCAGUAAAAGGUAAAUCAUUCUUUAUAUUUAGAUUUUCAAUAUUAUCUAUUUAGUUAUACUUUUUAUUGUUUUUUUUAUAAUAAUAACUGAGGUUAAAAAUAAAAUUUAUGAGAACAGCAAAAUCAUUAUUCAUUUUGUAUAUGUAAUUCCAUCCCAAACAUUAUUCACUGAUGAUACAUUUGAGAGAACUCUCAGAACUUUGAUCAAUUUCUGA